AGAGAGAGAGCGAGAGGGGAGGGGGAGAGGGGAGGGGGAGAGAGGAGGAGGAGGAGGAGGAGGUAGUUUGCGGCAUGGGCCAAAGUGCGCUAUCAGCUGCUGAAGGCUGGUCAGAGGAGCGGUGCGGGGACACCGGAUAGAGGGGGAGAGUGAGAGAGAGUGAGAGAGAGAGGGAGAGAGAGAGAGAGAGAGAGAGAGAGAGAGAGAGAGAGAGAGAGAGAGAGAGAAAGGGUGGCGAGCGAAGCGGUGGACGGACACUCUCUCGUCGUAGUUGACGGUGUCGGUGGUACAGAUGGGCGCGACUCUCAGCUGAUCCAGCAGCAACCAGCGGUCACCCCGAUGCUGCCCGAAACCCGCCGACCACAGUUGGAGAACCCACAUCUUGCGGAUGACACUUGGCUAUAAGUAAGUUGAAUUACCACAGAGCUUCCCUCAUUUCUCUUCCUCUAUUUGGUUAAUUUGAACGCCUGUUUGUUUUUUUUUAAACAUUUCCACGGCCUUCAUGUCACUGAGUGACUCAUGUAGGAAGUAAAUGUCCCCAUUUGUCACUCUAUAGCAGAGUAUCGUCCCGCACAAACUUCUACAGCCCCUCUCACUGUCGGGCUUCAUAAUCAUCAUCAUCAUCAUCAUCGUUAUUUACAUUGUUUCAGAAGCUAUCAUUGGCACUGUGCAUAACUUUAGCACCACCCUAUGGCAGCAUUUAUUGAGCAGAAAAUAGAGCAUUAUGGGGUGUGCCUUAACUGUAACCUAGUUACAGCUGUGCAGUGUGUGUGUGUGUGUGUGUGUCUACACCUCAGUCAUAUGUUUGCUUUGGUCAGAGCCAGUGAAUAGCAGGCAUUCAGACCUCUGCAUGGCCGUUGGUCAGAGCAUAAACUGCACUGUUUAUAACUUGUUUUCCCCGCAGGCCUGCAGGUGUCUUCUCCUCUCUCAUGCAGACUGCAGACUGGUUUCUUUAGGCGAGAUUAUAAUGAGCCAAGUCACAAAUUAUAAUAAAUGAGGGUAUGCAAGUGUUGCGCUAAUGCUACAGAGCUGCAGGAGUCCAAGACAAAAGCACAAAGGAAAGUUGGGGUGUGCCAGCACAUUUUCAUAUCUCAUUUGAGGGCUUUUUUAGCCCCUGCUCUUUCUCAGCCGGAGCUGUGAGAGUCGACAGGGGGUCGUCGAAAGGAAAUUCUCCCCGAGGUUGCAGGCUCUUUAGGGGAUUGAUUCUGUGGCCUUUCAGUCACAGCAGCCACCUGACAGCCAUUAUGCACGGUUUGCUCGCAAGAAAAGUGGGAGAAAAAAGCCUAAUGCACUACCUGCACAUGGAAGUGUGAGAAUCCAUAGAGCUCAUCUCCAUAGCUCUUGUAUCAACCUCCCCAUCUCUCUCUCUCUCCUGCGCCUCUCUUCCUGCCACAGUGUUUGCUAGAUGUCUAUCUUCAAGGCAAUCCAAAUACCAAAGUGGGGAAAGGGAAAUGGAAGGAGGGGUUUCAAUGCAAAUCCUGACCUGCAGUGGAACACAACAAAUGUGUUAAACAAAUUGACCGCGAAAUGGCCUCCAAGCUGCCAUUAACUUAUAGUAGUGUGUUACUUUCAUUUAGAAAUGUCUGGGACCUGCACCUCAAAGGUCACUGUGUUGUUUUUGUAACAAGUCAAACUGUUGCAUUGAAUCACAUCCAGCAAUACAUUUAUUGGCAUGUAUUUUUGUUCUAAUUAGUCUGUAACGUGAUCAAAAGAAGUUCAGUCUGUUCACGUUAUCUACUUCUCAAAGUUUAAAAGUGUGUCCACUAGGAUGAGCUGAUUCAUACAGCACCUUUCAACAACAAGGCGAUUCAAAGUGCUUUACAUAGGACACAAAAACACAUUCAGCAUAUAAGCUAGAGAUAAACGUUUGAACACAAUAUUGCACAGAACGAGAUCUGUGGAUUUCAUUUCCACCAUCACUGGCAUUGAGAGGGAUCUCUUUAUUGUCACAGUCAACAAGAGGUAUGAUUAUAGCAAGUGAAACCGGUUUUGAUGUUCAUUCGGGCACCUGAUUGUUGGUUUAAGACAGACCUAUCCCUGAAGACGAGAUAUAAAACAGACAACGGGUGAUAUAAGAAGACAUAAAUAGCACUCAGGAAGAGUCAAAUAAAAUAGAAGAUUAUAAUUAGCUGUGAUGUAAUAGUUACAGGUAUGGAGUGCUAUAAAAACAGAAGCUCUCCAUGUUUAGAUUUUGACCUGACGGCUCAUAAUGUACAGUAGCAGCAGAUCACACAUGUUUUCUGGUACUACCUAAACUAUUCAGUGAGUUACAGACAAAUAGCAGUCAUUUUAAAUUCAUUAUUUUAAAGCAAGGAAGCCAGUGCUCUCCUGUUCUUAGUGAGUUAUUUAUAAUAAUAAAGUCUCAAAACACCUCUUUUCUGAUGUCCUCUCUGUCCGUUGCAGCUGGCACCAUGCUCCCCCGUAGCAUGCACACGAGAACAGGUGGUUAUGACCUGCCGGGGGCGGAGUCAAGGGACGUGCCUCUCAUUGGCUACCGGCCCUUACAGCCUGACACCCCGAGCAGCCAAUCACGGAGGGGGAGCGCCGGUGACGAAUUGGAAACUUCACAGGCAGAGCCCUCACCAAUGAAGACCACCUGGUACUGUCCUCUAGAACUGUCCACUGUGGUGGAGGAACAGGAUGAUGGAGUGAUCUACACAGUGGUGGUCAAACAGCAGCAUGGUGCCCCCAGUAGUCCGAUGUCGACGGUUUCUCGCUCCCAGUGUGUGAAAGCAGGGACGGAGGAGAAGCUGGUGCUCCACCUCCUCCACUCCUUUUCUCUAGGAGACUCCUCCUUCAUCACCAUCUUCCUCUACACCUAUCGAUCCUUCACCUCCACGGGCAGAGUGCUGGACAUCCUCACUGACAGAUUGGAGAAUCCGCCUGGUGACAACGAGAGGAGCCAUAUGAGACAAUCUUUCAACAGAGCGGUGUGUAUGGUGUUCAGCACAUGGCUCUCUGAGUAUCCUGAAGACUUUAAGAGUUUGGAGGAGCCCUCACGCCUGCUGCGCCUGGUUCCCCUGCUCCCCCAGGACUCCUCGUCCGCAGCCGACCUCCGCGCUCACCUCCUCCGGAUAGCCGAGGAGCUCAGCGAGAAAGCCCUGCUCCCCGACGCCCAUAAAGAUAAGACCGGUUUCACCGGCCCUCCUCCGGACGCCUCCAAGUUUGAACCCACCAGCAUCCUUGGAUUCCCUGCAGCGAUCAUCGCUGAGCAGCUCACCAAAAUAGAGACAGAGCUGUUUGUCCGUCUCGUCCCGUACCACUGCCUCGGCUCACUGUGGUCUCAGAGGGACAAGAAAGGGAGGGAGGGCGUUUGUUGGUCCGUCCGGGCCACCAUACAUCAGUUCAACAAGCUGGCCAAUGCAGUGUUAGCGUCCUGCCUUUGCCCCACCAAUCUGCGCAGCCAGCAGAGAGCCCGACUGCUGGAGAAAUGGAUCAGCGUGGCAGAGGAGUGCCGUGCCAGGAAAAACUUCUCCUCGCUGUAUGCCAUCGUGUCUGCCCUGCAGAGUAAUCCCAUCCACCGGCUGAGGAAGACGUGGCAGGACACUGACAGGGAGGCAGUGAGGAGAUACGAGGAUCUGUCAGAAAUAUUCUCAGACAAGGACAACUACUCACAAAGCAGAGAACUCCUUAAGGAGGAGGGCACGUCAAAGUUCGCCAACCUUGACAACAACAAACUUCUUAACAGGUCCAACGCGCAGGGCACUGUGCCCUACCUGGGCAUUUUCCUCACAGACCUCACCAUGCUGGACACGGCGGUCAAAGACAGGCUGGAUAACGGCUACAUCAACUUUGACAAAAGGAGAAGGGAAUUUGAGGUUUUAGCUCAAAUCCGUCUCCUGCAGUCUUCCUGCAAAAACUGUGUUUUCACCGCCGACCAAGCCUUCAUACAGUGGUAUCAGAGUGUACCGACGCUAACAGAGGAGGAAAGUUACAGACUGUCCAAUGAAAUUGAAGCGCCUGGUGAGCCGAGCCCCCGUGGCCUUACUCCAACAGUCAUUAUCACACAGUGCCGAGACCUGAGUAGCUCUCGGACCAGCCUGACUGGUGACAGUGACAGCCUCUUUGACUUCCCCUCCCCUGUCAAUAGUCUGCUCUCAAAACUCACAAAGCACAUGAGAUCUCCGUCUGUGUCCUGUCUGGAUGUCGACACGUCUUCUUCAACCACUGAAUCCACCCCUGCCACGCUGACGCUAUCCACUCCCACAAAAUCGCACCGUCGAUCAGUCUCCUGCGGCAACAACCCCCCCAAUAACAUCCAAGGGUCGGGGCCCGACAUGCGAAUCAUCAGGAUACGGAUGGACCUGCAGGAUGGAAACCUGUACCGAAGCAUACUGGUUACGAGCAAUGACAAGACCCCCACUGUGAUCAGCUCUGCCUUAGAAAAGCACAGUCAGGACCCCAAACAGACGCCCAGAUAUGAGCUGAUCCAACUUCUGGCUGAAGGAAAAGAACUGGUCAUCCCUGCUACAGGAAACGUCUUCUACGCCAUGUCGUCAUCUAGCGUUGACUUCCUGUUGAGGAGGAAAGGCGGGAACACUCCUCUGGGCUCACAUCCGAUCAACACGGAGACGAGCGCCACCUUUCCUCGAAUCAAGGCCAAGGGGAGGAGACUGGUCAGGACACUAUUUUGACCUCCGUUUUUUUCCUCAACCCAACUUUGUCCACAGUGACGGAUUUUCUCUCUUCAGUGAAUGUGGCCUUCCACACAUGCCUACAAAGCUUGUUCUACCAAAACACCAACGCCAGGACCAAGUCUUAAUCGACAACUCCAACAUAUCAUACCUCCGGCUGCUCUGCUGCGUGCACCAGAGCCGUCUACUGCUGAAGAACAGUGUCAGUUUUCCUCUUUUCCAAACAGUAUGCAUUACUAAGUUACACCCAGAGGAAGAGCAAUGGAAGCCUUUAACGGUGUGCUUUUGGUGCUGGCUCUCGAGUCCCAGUCAGGUAGCACUUGAUUUAUUUCCUUUCAUUCUUACUUAAUGAAUAAGGUCUUUUUUUAAUUGCCUACAGCCACCAGGAAAUCCCCUGCUGUUGUGUGUCGUGAGUGACAUUUCUAAAUGUUAAAAAACAGAUUUGAUUGGUCAGAGCUUCUGCGAUCACCUGAGAUGCCGUUGAAGGAUUAAGGAAAGUGUGUUUUUAUGGGGAAGAAGCAUAAUGAAAUGUAAAUAUACAGAGUCGGGUCCUGGUUCUGGAAGGCCCAAAGACACAGUGCAAGUGCAUCACCGUAGCUUGUCAAAUGAGACAUAUAUGUAUAUGUUUUGUAUAUAUUUAUAUAUUUUGUACGUCUGUAUGAUGUCAACAUUGUGUUUACACUGUCGAGGAGCUCUGGGUCCACAUGUCCGAAUUGUCUAAUUCACAAAAGAAAAAAAGUGCAUCAAGUACCUGCAAGAUUUUCACUUUAAAGAGGCCAGCAUGUGUCCACAGACAGUGAGAGUAAUUAUUUCAGCUUUGACUCAUGCAGAUACUCAUUUCAACACUUAAAGCUGCAUUAAUCAAUCUUUUAGUAAUAACAAUUCAUUAAAUUACUAUUCAUAUUGUGAAAGGGGCUGCUUGUAUUGACUAACCUAAAAAAAAAAAAAAGAUCUCUGAAGCUCAAUGGAGGUUUUUUUGGUCUUUUAUAGCAUUGGAAACUUUCUUCAUGGUUCAUUCUCAUAGCUGUUAUCAACCCUGUUUCCAGUAGCAGCUGCUUUUUUUGCCAAAAAAGCUCAGAUAAUCCAGUGUGUGUGCUACAUGAACAACAGCAACCAGCAGACACACAAAGUUAGCGACUAGCUAGUGGAAACUAUUGGAACAUCUAUCUGCUAAAGAGAUAAUUUUAUUUGUUAAAGACCAAAUUAGCCCCAAAAACAGAGCGAUAACGCACUUAUUUUUGUCAGACGGACAGAAACACAACUCCAGAUCAACACUUCCUCUUCAGCUCGUUUGGAGUUCUUCUGACCCCUAGUGGCCAAAAGUUGAUUAUUGCAGCUUUAAAUGAACCCCUUUGCAGCACUUUCAAAGCUCCUGGCUUUGCUUCAGUUUAUCCGCAGUAGCUAAAACAUGAGGUAUGGAAAAUCAAAACAAUACACCACCAUUAUUAGGUGUCAGGUUUUCCAGGUCUGAACAGAGAAUGAGCUAAACUUAAAUCAUGCAGAUUACACAUCUUCCCUGUUUACAUACUUCCAAUUUCAUGGUGUGAAUGAACACGUGUAGGUUUGAAACACACAACCUCUUUCUGUUUUUUGUUUUUUUUAAAUCUGGACUUUGAUAAAAGUCGUGUGACCUCUGGUUGUAUCUGCUCAGUGCUGGUGAGGCCUCCUCGCUGGCUGAGGCACGAGCAUUGGAGGGACCAGGGAGAGGAUUCUGGGUAAUAGAUGACGUGUGCUAGCGUUGUGCUACGCUACCGAAUUGUUUUAGUGCCUUUCUCAAACAGAAUGCACAUCUUCCCUCGUGUUUGCAUUAGAAUGUAUUCAGUAUACAUGGAGGACACGCAGUCACCUCCUGUGCUGCGUAGUGUGACAUCAAAGCUAUUUAUGCACUACAUACAGGAUGUCCUAUUUUUGUGGUAAUAAAUUUACUUUUAUAUGAA
Messenger RNA from Anarrhichthys ocellatus (wolf-eel), 6571 nucleotides. It is a transcript of the gene rgl2, whose product is annotated as ral guanine nucleotide dissociation stimulator-like 2. Bases 2382 to 4634 code for a protein of 750 amino acids. Gene Ontology annotation, molecular function: guanyl-nucleotide exchange factor activity. The transcript has 19 exons. The record is from RefSeq and is a predicted model, not a curated record. Gene Ontology annotation, cellular component: plasma membrane. Gene Ontology annotation, biological process: Ras protein signal transduction. NCBI's taxonomy places the organism in Eukaryota, Metazoa, Chordata, Actinopteri, Perciformes, Anarhichadidae.